AUGGCUCCGUCAGCCAUUCCCGCAGCUGAUCUUAGGACAUUCUCGGAGUACCUAAAAGGACGUAAACGUAUACUCGCACUUCUAGGAGCUGGCAUCUCAGCCUCAUCGGGGCUUCCUACCUUUCGAGGAGCGGGGGGUUUAUGGCGAACCUACGAUGCGACUGAUCUGGCGACGCCCGAAGCAUUCGAAGCCAACCCAGACCUUGUGUGGCAGUUUUAUAACUAUCGGAGACAUAUGGCGCUGAAAGCACAGCCGAAUCGAGCGCAUUAUGCGUUAGCAGAGCUCGCUAAAAGAAAUAAAAAUUUCAUUACCUUGUCGCAAAACGUCGACGGUCUCUCACAACGAGCAGGGCAUCCAUUAUCCCAACUUCACCUUCUCCACGGUUCCCUCUUCACCGUUAAAUGCACAUCUUUCUACUGCAGUUACUCCCGUGAGAACGACUUCACUGAUCCAAUAGUUCCUGCUCUCGCGAUACCGAAGAACGUUCCAGAGCCCAAGCCAUCGACGGACGAUAAGACGGGCGAGGAAGCUUCUACGUCUAUAUACAAUGCAUUAGGGAUACCGGAAGGUGAAGAAGUUGAUAUUUCUGAUGACCGAGUUCCGCUAGCUCCGCUGAGCUCUGAUGUCCUUCCACAUUGCCCAGAGUGCAAAGAUGGACUCUUGCGACCAGGGGUGGUAUGGUUCGGAGAGAGUUUGCCGUUACAAACCCUCGACAUGGUGGAUAGCUGGAUGAGGUCUGGUCCGAUCGAUUUAAUACUAGUGAUUGGUACAAGCUCCAGGGUGUACCCUGCUGCAGGCUAUGUCGAUAAGGCUAGGGCGAGAGGCGCUAGGGUUGCGGUGGUCAAUAUGGAUCGGAAUGAUGUAGGAUCUUCGGGGUUAAAACCAGGUGAUUGGUUCUUCCAAGGCGAUGCAGGUACCAUCGUUCCAGAAAUCUUAAAGGAAAUCAUUGGGGAGAUCUGA
This is a messenger RNA of Aspergillus oryzae RIB40, 960 nucleotides long. RefSeq names its product SIR2 family NAD-dependent protein deacylase. The transcript has 2 exons. Bases 1 to 960 code for a protein of 319 amino acids. NCBI's taxonomy places the organism in Eukaryota, Fungi, Ascomycota, Eurotiomycetes, Eurotiales, Aspergillaceae. Gene Ontology annotation, molecular function: protein-malonyllysine demalonylase activity; protein-succinyllysine desuccinylase activity; NAD+ binding. The record is from RefSeq and is a predicted model, not a curated record.